Molecule: messenger RNA, 7054 nt
Organism: Cynoglossus semilaevis (tongue sole)
Lineage: Eukaryota; Metazoa; Chordata; Actinopteri; Pleuronectiformes; Cynoglossidae
Gene: fam171b
Product: family with sequence similarity 171 member B
Exons: 8
Coding region: 1166-3577 (803 amino acids)
Source: RefSeq, a predicted model, not a curated record
UUUAUUAUUAUAUUAUACUACACGUUAGAAUGAUCAGUUAUAUUAUGUUAAAAUAAUAAAUGCGUGGAAAGUUAGUCCAUUGGAGUUUAAUCGAUAAAAAUGUCUUGUCAUUAAAUAACAGAAGAGAUGAUUAAUUAAGCCAAUGACGUAACAGCACCCUCUGUCCGUUCAGUAACAAAGACACGAAGAUGUCUCACUCCGGUUGUUUCUCACGGUACGGAAGUGGUGAUUACAAAACCACACAAAAACAUAUAACCAUUCUUCAACACAUCACAGACUAAUGCAAUGAUACUAUAUACAAAUUUAAUUUAGAAAAUUCUGAUUAUUUAGAUAAAAAAAAUACUUGACGGUUGUCUGACUGGGGUUUUGAAUACUGAAUCCACAUCUACUGGAAGUUCCGUUGAGGUAACUCCCAGUUAAGGCCCCUGGUGUCCACUGAAGAACACACAGUAAAGUCCUUGCCUAGUCUAAGUCACAAGACAUAAUUAUGAACCAAUUUUGUUGGCAAGUUGAUAGAAUUUUAAAUCUAAAUUCAAAUAAAGUCAAACGGAAUCUGAGUUGUCAGGAGUUUAGUUUGAGUCACAGAAAAAAAGUCCACACCUGUGUAUUAACAGGCCAAGUCAACAAAGAAAAUAUUCUUUGUAUUCUUCAGGGUUUCAGUUGGCAGACACAUAUUCACAUUCCAAAGUGAAUCCACAGAAUAUUUAGUGAGAUACUUAAAAAAAACCCAGGGUUCAAAUAAUAUGUAUUGGUCCAUAUAUAUAUCCAGCCAGAAGUCUUCAAGGUCAAAAUCACCAAGUCCACAAUUUAUGACUGCUUGAUUCCAACUUGGUUCACCAGCCAUAGGCUAGAUUACCACAACACAUUAUUUGGAAAAUAUGACGUCACAUGUGUUUAAUAUGCAGCCCCCGUUCAAUGAACAUCCUGCAGAAUAUUUAUUCACCGAGUGCCGCAUGUUCCCGUCAGAAACGAUCUCCGUCCUCCGCCCCAGCCUCAGCACCACUGCAUCGUGAUUGGCUGCUGUAUCCGCAUUUAUAAUAAAGACACGGCGGAAAGACGAAGGGAUGAGGUUGUCGUGAGAUAUUUUUAUGAAACAAAUCCCUGCUCACUAGGACAUUGUUUUCUUUUACUCCUGCUCCGUUAUGUCUGUAAGCCUCCUGUGGCCAUGGCCGCUCUUGAUCGCCUCCUGCCGUUGUUGUUGAUCAGCUGCCUGCUCCUAGAUGGAGCAGCGAGGGCCGCAGCGGCGGAGAAGGAGGAGGUGGAGAAGGAGGAGGGCGGAGGCCUGCGAGCUUCUUCGCCUGCAAACAAUGGUGUCCCGGCCGGGGACACAGGCGGUUCCUCCCCGGAGCGACCACUCAGCGACUCCUCCUCCUGGAGGACAGAAGAUCAUCAGUUUGCUCUUAAAGUCUUGGUGAGGGAUCAGGUGACCCGUCAGCCACUGUCGGGGGCUUCAGUGGACGUUUAUGUCAACCACACCCUGAGAAGCUCGGUCCAAACAAGGGCCAGAGGAGAGGUUCUGCUCUGGGUGACAUUCAGCCCAGGCCUCAGUCUGACUCUGUUGGGCAGCAUGGAAGGUUACGUGCCCUGUCCUCUGCCAUGGAGAACCAGCAAAAGACCCAUCUUCUCAUCUGUGACACUGCUACUGCUUCCUCACAGUCAAGGCAAUGUCUGGCUUUUUGACGACUCUGUGCUCAUCACUGGGAAGCUGCCUGACAGCUCAUCACAGCCGAGCGUGAAAUUUCCCAAAAAUCUUCUUGGCCCUUUGGAGAUGAGUAACGCCUCCUCAGUCACAGCGUACCUGACUGUCCCACAGCACUGCCUGGCUAAAGACUGUGGAAACUGCACCCAAGGGAUUGUCAGCAACAAAUCAGUGCUGAGGAGUGUAGACCUGAAGGCAGUCGCUGCUGUCAGUGUCCUGCUGUAUUCUGGAGAUGAGAAGCUCCAGGUCCGAGGUCCUAUACAAAUCAGUCUGCCUCUGGGUCACAACACCCACUUACGGGCAACUGACACAGUACCAGCCUGGGCCUUCAACCAAAACACUGGAGCCUGGGAAAACCAGGGUCUUGGGAUUGUGAAAAAUCUGGGAGACGGACUGGUCUGGACCUACACUGCCUCACAUUUGGGAUUCUGGUUAGCUGCACCUCUGCCUUCAAUCAGUGAUUAUCACGGCCAUGGAAGUGCUAUUGAAUUCUUAUCGUCACACACCUACCUGCUCAUUGGUGUACUGGGAGGAACACUGGUUAUCAUCAUCGUAUGUCUGUCCUUGCUGCUCUGCCACUGCAGAAGUUCUAAUCAGAAGCCCAGGAGAAGAAGGGCACGCUUUUCCAAACUCACUGCUGUCAAGAAAGACCAAACCACCUCCACCCACAUGGAGGAGGGUUUGUUGUUCCGUAUGGGAGACAACAGUCUUGCUUCAUGCAGCGUCCAGUGUGAACCAUCCUCCACACCGAGGCAUAAAGCCAACUACAACAUCUAUGUGGAGGACCCAGGGAGUCUGGCAGCCCCUCCUCUGUAUGAGAACAUUUCCUCUGAUCGAAUCAAAAGUCAUCACCCACCACACUACAUCAACAGUGACGAGGUCGCAAGGAUUCGGGACAAGUCAGAGCAAAACAGGGCCAACCUAAACACAGACAGCUUUUUUCCAGAUAAGCUGGUUCACAUUUACAACCAACCGGUGGCCAUCAUCCAGGCCCCAGAGCUGUUUGGUGCUCAGGAGCAGCAGCUGUCAGGCUGCAAGUCUGCUACUUUCCCUCGCAACGGAGGUGAGUACGACGCUCACUCUGAGCCUGCCAGUAAAGACAGCUACACCCAGACACUACCCAAAGGUGCUAACAGCACAGAGCAAACCAACACAGAUGAACCCCAGCCGCUGGAGACUCCUCCCCCGGGACAAGGCCCUAACCCUGCUGUAUGGGGACGCUACAGUAACCUCCUUGAAUCCUCUGUUUCAGUGCCUGGAACCUUGAACGAGGCAGCCGGUAUGGGGGCAUUUGGAGGCGGGCAUGUGCCGAGUGAGCUACAAGGGAUCUCAGAGCGCACCUUACUGGAGCUGACCCGGGGGAAAUCUUCAUCAUCUCACCCCAGGGCCUGGUUUGUCUCCUUAGACGGGAAGCCGGCCGCACAGGUUCGUCACUCUAUCAUUGAACUCCAAAGCCGCCACCGUCCGCCUAGCAGCAACGACACUAGCCUGGACUCAGGAGUGGAUAUGAAUGAGCCUCAGCAGAACAUACGCGAAACAGAGCGUGACAGGCCUUCAAUUAGGGCGUCCUUUCCUCAUCAUGGUCGAGGAGGGCGCUAUGGUGAAGAGCAGGACCUCAGCAGCAGUGAGAGUGGUACGACCACUACCUGUACACCUGAGGAUCCCUCACUGAGGAACAUUCUAGACGGCAGCAGUGGGGCUAUACCCAAUAUUCCCGAGGAGAGGGAUGGGAUGGACACAUCCAGCGCACAGGAAGACAGUGAGUCCAGGGGAACGCCACCUCCUCGGCGUCUGAGGAAGGUUAGGGAGAAGGCAAAGACAGAAAAGAGGAGCGCAAAACAGGUUCGGGAGGGAAGGCCUCUGACUAAGCGUAGUUAGAGAUGGGCAUAUGAUUGUGUACAACUCCAGUAUAAAGCCGUAAUCUCUCACAUUAGCUCAUACUGAAAUAUUAGGGUUGUCACUUUUUCCCCAAAACAAGUUCAAACACAUUGCACAACCUUGUCAGAGCUUAGGACAUAACAAAUAUCCCACCCCCAGUCAAUGACUCAUCAUUACAGUAAAUACAAUCAGUGACAUGCAAAACAGCUGUAGUAGUAGUAGUCUCUCUUUAAGACACAGACAUGUUAAUAGUCGGCAAGUAAUGCUUUGGUGAGAAAGUGUCAUUUUGUGAUUUCCGUUGGACCAUCAAAACCCCAACUAUGCUCUUCUUUUAGAAUCCGACACCUGUCACAUUUCUCUGUCCAGCUUGCUUGCUAACAGCAGAAACAACUUUUUGGCGACCCUUUGGUGACCCUGUCAGCAUCAUCACUAGAAACAUUUCAUUUCUAACAUGCUAGCUUCCGGUCAGGGUUAAGCUAAAGUUUGCCAGUCUUGGUGAGCAGCUUGUGCAAGCACAGAUGUAUUUUUAGUCAGUAAGGAAAUAUAGUGUUGAUAUGCUGGAAGGAUAACACCUGGGCUAAGGCAACGGAUGGCUCGAUCUGAUACUCGUUCUGAUAUUCAAAACAUCAGGGUUGAACAUCAAAAAACAAAUAUAGCCCAUCUGAGCCAAUACCUAAGCCCAACGGGGACACUAUCACCUCAUCAAGGGCAGCACGUGACAUUGUGGAGGAGAGAAGAAGGGAUCAGAUUGAUAUCGAUACCUUUAUGCUAAAGUUGCAGUAUUGGCAUCGGACGUGAAGAAGUUGUAUUGAGGCCUCCCUAGUAAAGGACCGGGUUAGCUGUAUUGCAUGUUUACAGCAAAACAACCUUGACGUUAUGUUUAACUGAUUCAUAAACAGUGUGUUAGGUUACACUAGAAACCACCCUCUGUUGGACUGCACAGCAAUUACUUCCAUUUAUAAUCCUCAAAAUGACACUAUCGCCCCCAUGAUGAACAGAUAUUCAUAUUUUACCAUGAAAAGUGACGACCCUAUUAACGCAUGGUGUAAGUGGUUAAUGAUUCCUACUGUAUUACUUUUAAUUAAAUUACAUACACUGGUUGAAGCUACUGUAUCCAAGAAUCCAUUGUGAAAUAUCAUAUUGCUGCUGUUUAGUGAGUGAUUGCAUAAUGUUUUCAUCAUGUGCUCUAAUCUAAAGAACACCAGCAAGGAUCCUUACGACGUGUUUACCUGAACAUCACAUGGUACAGAUCGGUCUGAUGGACAUCUACAGUCCAAACAAUCCUGACGGUUAUCAAUGGAGCAAAAAAACAUAUUAAUUUUGGUCAUCAUGACUUCGGUGAGGCUGUUAUCAAAAUCAACUCUACUUUGACUUCAGUGAAAUGUUCUAGCUUCAACUGCCUGUGGCUGACUCCAAAAUCUGACCCCAGUGGAUUCUGGGUUAAAACUAAUGUAUGCAGUAAAGCUAAGCUGCCAUUUUGUUACACCUGAUGUUUGAGGUUUUCAGACCUGCAAAGUUUGAGAAUGCAUGUUUCUGACCUUACUAAAAAAAGAAUGUAUGACGUAGGAUUUGUUGAGCCAGUUCUAGGUUAGUAAAUAUUGGAUAUACUAUAAUGCUGCAAAACAGCUUUCUUUCACUAGUGUCAUAGAAUCCUGCCAUAGACUCACUUUUUUUUUUUCAACUAUAACGUUUCAGCCAGUGCCUUUGUUAGCUUACUUGCUUGCUAACAGAAAACAACAUGUAUAUUCUGAUAUUGGUGGGCUGAAGUGGCCUGGAUUAAGUGAGGAAAAGCUGAGGAAAUGAUAUGAUGAGUCAGUAGAACCAAAAAUGGUCUACUUUUCAACCAUGUUAGUGUCAUGUUUAUCCAAUUAGGAGUUAGCUUCUGUGAUAACCAUAAAAAACAACGUGUGCUAGAUUAUUGAGUUGUUUCUGGGAUGUCUGCCUUUUUUAUACCAUGAACCAUGAGGUAAAUUAUUGUUAACCUACAACCAGGACAUGGCCGUCAGGCAGAACUGUACAUUUGAUUAGCUCUAGUGUAGCAAUGGAGUGUGUGUGUGAACAUACAGUAGAAAACAUUUGGUUUAGCUUUAGCAUGUCAAGAUGCUAACAGUAGCAUUUAUCACCAUUUUGCCUAAGUUUGGCUUCAGAGCUGCUGCGUAGCUGUAGACUUUGAUUCUUUCUUGGGUUUUAGAUCAUUUGUCAAUAAAACUAGCAUCAAUAGGAUUCAAAUUUUAAACAAAUUAUCUGAUUAUAUCACAUUGUAGGUACAGGAUCUGGGUACAAUGUUUUCUUUAGCAAUAUUAAAAAAAAUACCAAGUCUACAGCAGCACUUGUAAAUAUUUAGUCUUCCUUCGUCAUACUACUGUAAAGCUUUCAUUUAUUUUAUUCUGUCAUUUUUAAAAGCCUUGAUUCUGUAGCUUCAUUUAAAUCACAUUUUUAUAUGUGCUGUAUAUAGUCAAAUUCUUUUGUGAUUAAAUGAGUGGUUUUAUUCAGUUAGGACGUUUGAUACGUAGAUAUGUCUGAAUGUGCAUAGUUUGAGGAAUGACACUCAUUUAAGAUGAAUUAAGGUGCGAAGACCAGUUGAGUGUGUAGUUGAAUCCUUCAGUUAGCUAUCAAACGAAUGUGCUGUUCCAGCUGUGCAUCACAGCUCUGUUCAUCUUUGACUUGCAUCGAUCCCGACUGCCAUCUGUGUGAACAUGCUGAAUGUGUUUGUAUCGAUCUUGACGUGUGCUUCUCUUGUUUGUAGACAUUAAAACUCCUGGGUUUGUUUCUUUCCAGGUGGUUCACCUCAUGUUUACUCUCCAUUUUAAUGGAAAUUCUAUUAUUCUCGCCAUUUUUGUGAACUUAUUUAAUAAACUAAUUAAUAUCAAUUCUAUUAUUUGCAUUUCAUUUCAAAUAAACUCUUCCUAUGCAGAGCAGAGUUGAAAAGAAGCAGGUCUCCCCAGUCCCCAGUUGGCAGUGGUGACUGGCCAAUAGAGGGUGCUAUUUUUAUAGAAUUUUCAAAAGAAUAAUCAAGGUUUAUUUAUUCCAUAUGUUAAUGGGAUUGAAAAGAAGACGUCAUUAAGACUGUAUCAAUGAUAUCACUGCUAUCCACAGCCACAUCAGUGCUGCUCAGCCAAUACCAGCAGGAGUGACGGGCUGUUCAAAUGUAUACACUUGGAGACCUGCUUUACUGCAUUUGGCAGAUCAGCCUAGUCAAGACCAACCCCUGUACAAGCAUUUCCCAGUGUCUACUGACAAACAACGUUAUCUGCAACCUUUUCCAAUAGUGAAAAUUAAUGAAAAAAGAUUUUCCUGUUUUUUCCCCCUCCUUUUAUACCUACACUUUUCCAGCCUGUCACUCUUGACCUUUUCAUUUUUGUCCAUUAUAAACACGAUUUAAAAAAUAUUAUAGGCAAACGCUAGCAAUAAAUGCAAAAAGGUUUGCAAUGAACAAUCAACAUCUACAUUUGCUGCCACACAAAUGAUCACAUUUGC